Messenger RNA from Castor canadensis (American beaver), 1272 nucleotides. RefSeq names its product lipase family member M (gene Lipm). Gene Ontology annotation, molecular function: hydrolase activity, acting on ester bonds. NCBI's taxonomy places the organism in Eukaryota, Metazoa, Chordata, Mammalia, Rodentia, Castoridae. The record is from RefSeq and is a predicted model, not a curated record.
AUGUCAGAAAUCUUGUCAAGAGCAUGGAUUAUUUCACACAGACUGGAGAUGUGCCUUCUGAUUCUGGUGGCUUAUUUGUUCCAAAGAAAUGUGAAUUCAGGACAUUUGCCAACUAAAGCUGUGGACCCAGAAGCAUUCAUGAAUGUUAGUGAAAUCAUUCAACAUAAAGGUUAUCCAUGUGAGGAGUAUGAAGUUGCAACCGAAGAUGGAUAUAUCCUUUCUGUUAACCGAAUUCCUCAAGGCCUAAUGCAAAAGAAGAAAAAAGGUUCCAGGCCGGUGGUGUUGCUGCAGCAUGGCCUGCUCGGUGAUGCUAGCAACUGGAUUUCCAACCUGCCCAACAACAGCCUGGGCUUCAUCCUGGCGGAUGCUGGUUUUGAUGUGUGGAUGGGGAACAGCAGAGGAAACACCUGGUCUCGGAAACACAAGACCCUCUCUGUAGACCAAGAUGAGUUCUGGGCUUUCAGUUAUGAUGAGAUGGCUAGGUUUGACCUUCCUGCAGUGAUAAACUUUAUUUUGCAGAAAACGGGCCAGGAAAAGAUCUAUUAUGUCGGCUAUUCACAGGGCACCACUAUGGGCUUUAUUGCAUUUUCUACAAUGCCAGAGCUGGCUCAUAAAAUAAAAAUGUAUUUUGCUUUAGCCCCCAUAGCCACUGUUAAAUAUGCAAAAAGCCCCGGAACAAAAUUUUUGUUGCUGCCAGAUAUAAUGAUCAAGGGAUUAUUUGGCAAAAAAGAAUUUCUGUACCAAACCAGAUUUUUCAGACAGUUUGUUAUUUACCUCUGUGGCCAGAUGAUUCUUGACCAAAUUUGUAGUAAUAUCAUAUUACUUCUGGGAGGAUUUAACACUAACAAUAUGAACAUGAGCCGAGCAAAUGUAUAUGUUGCCCAUACUCCUGCUGGAACAUCUGUGCAAAAUAUUCUACACUGGAGCCAGGCAGUGAGUUCUGGGGAACUCCGUGCAUUUGACUGGGGGAGUGAGACCAAAAAUUUGGAGAAAUGCAAUCAGCCAACUCCUGUAAAGUACAAAGUUCAAGAUAUGACAGUCCCAACAGCAAUGUGGUCAGGAGGUCAGGACUGGCUUUCAAACCCAGAAGACGUGAAGACACUACUCUCUGAAGUGACCAACCUCAUCUACCACAAGAACAUUCCUGAAUGGGCCCAUGUGGAUUUCAUCUGGGGGUUGGAUGCUCCUCACCGUGUGUACAACGAAAUCAUACAUCUGAUGAAAGAGGAGGACACCAACCUGACCCAGGGAACCUGCAAGGCCACAUUAUAA